Molecule: messenger RNA, 3172 nt
Organism: Drosophila nasuta
Lineage: Eukaryota; Metazoa; Arthropoda; Insecta; Diptera; Drosophilidae
Gene: asl
Product: chromosome segregation ATPase asterless
Exons: 3
Coding region: 269-3172 (967 amino acids)
Source: RefSeq, a predicted model, not a curated record
UGCAAUCAAUUAAAAAAUCUAAAGCAUAAUAUUCCAAUAUUAUACAUUUUUAAUUUUGUGCAUAUUAAUAAACAGUAUCUUCUUUGUAUAUUGCUAAAUAAUGUUGUUUUCAAUGAUCAGCUUAUUUGUAACAUCACACACUAAGACUGAAGCUGCGUAAUCAGCUUAAAAUUGAAGUAAACAAAUUGCGGAUGCGCCUUCUGCUCAAAUUCAAAUUUAAAUUAAAUUUAACUCUAAACACGAAAAGAAAAAUUUAAAAGGCAGAAAAAUGAACACCCCAGGAGUUAGCUUGUUCCAGGGAGCAGAGACCUUAAAAGUCAACUCAACGCUGGAGCGGCAGGAAGAAGAAGAAGCGUUGCAGGAUCAAAAAAGGCGUGAAGCGGAGCUGGGUAAUUUAUUGGAGAAUGCUUUUGAUGAUUUGGAUGACGACGAUAACGAGAGCACCAUUGACUCCACUACAAAUUUUCCGUCAAGUCUCUUGCCACCUUUGCCGGCGCUUCCAACGGCACAACCCCAACACCAACAGCAAUUAGAUUAUGCAAAUGGUAGCAAUGAAAUGCAUAAGCUGAAAAUGUUAUUGGAAUCGAAGACCCGCGAGCUGAGUAACAUCAACAAGCUAGCAACGGAGGCGCAAAAGAAAACAAACGAUUACCUUAAGCGUGUAACCAUCACAGAGGCGGAGCUCGAGCGGGCGCGACGGGAGAAGCAGCAUGCCCACGAAUUGCUCGUCGAUAGCAAGGAGAAGUGUUCACAUCUCGAGGAUGAUGUUGCCAAACUCCGUAGCGAUAAAAAGAAGCUAGAGGCAGAAAACACACAGCUGGUGGGUAAGCUGGAGACGGCACAAACGCUGCUGGACGAUGUUCAGCGCAAGUACGCGAUGGUCGAACGUGAUCUGCACAGACAUGACGACCACACUGCCGAGCUACGACUGAAACAGCUGGAAGAGCAGCAUCGCGCUCAGUCGGAGCUAAGCCAACAUCAGCUAAGCCAGUUGGCGGAUCAGCUGGAUAAGAAGCAGCAGGAGCUUGACCAAAUGCAUAUGCGCUAUAAUGCGCUGCAGUCGAGCCAUGAGACCAUGCUGCUGGACAAGGCCGACAAGAUCAACGAGCUAAAUACGGCGCUGGAUGUAGCGCAGCGUCGCUGCAACCAAUUGACAGCCACUCCCACCUUUGAGGCGGAGUAUACGCGUCAGCAGCAAUGUAUCGCUGAUCUGCACAGGCAGAUGGGUAACAUGGAGCAGACGAUUGCCGAGUUGACGGAUCGCUUGCAUGGCACCUCAGCUGAGAUGGAUUUAAUGGACACACUUAUGCAGCAGCACCAAUCAGAUGUAUCGGAGUCCCCAAGUCAAGCCAAGCUUCAGUUACCAGCUAAUCAGCUAAUCGUGAGCACACCAUUGAAUCCUGUUGAACGUCUUAGCAAAUUUAAACAGGACCUGUACCGAACCUUUGGAAUGAUGAAGAGCAAACGGGAAGAGGUGCGCAAGUUGGAGAAGCAGCUAGAUGAGCGAAAUAUUGAAUUGCGUUCGCAACGCAAUAUUGAGAACAAAAUGCUGGUGGAGUUGGCCACCAUGAAGGACGACAAUAUGCGCCUGGAGUCCAAAGUGAAAGUGUUGCAUGAUCAAUUAGAGCAACGGCAGCAGAAUGCUUCACUCAGUGACAGAAAGUUCCACAGUGAUCUUGAAGAAUUGACAAAGCAACGUCAAGAGAUCGAACAGCGUUUGGAGAAAGCUAAUAUGGAGUUGGAUGAGUUGCGGCGCGAGCAUGAGAAGCUGCAGCGUCAACACAAUGAGCUUAAAGAUGAGAAUAGCCAGUUGCGAAUGCGUUCAACGGCUGAUAACUUGGUGUUGGAGCUGGAGCGGCACAAGAUACUGCUGAAGGAUUCCAGAGGCGAGGUGGAUCGCUUAAAGAAAUUGUACACCGACAUUGCCAACGACAAGGAAAGUCUCAGUUAUCAGCUGCGCAAACUAAGCGAAUUGGAUAGCUCUAAGGAGCUGCAAGAGCAGCGUCAACAGUUGGCGCAACUUCAGUGCAAUCUGCAGCUGGCUGAGCUCAAAUCACAGGAGCUGGCCAAACUACUCGAAGCGGAGAAGCAACGGCAUGAACGAGAUCUCGAGACGGUGCGCUUGAAAUACGAAAAACAGAAACUCGACCUAGAAAAGGUAUCCAAGGAAGGUACGAUGGGUAAUUGCAGCAAAUGCAGCGAACAGCUAGCUGAGAUUACCAAGAUGGAAAUCCAGAUGCUCAAGUUGCAGAAUCUUAGCUCGUUGCAGGCAAAGCAACUUACGGAGCUGUCCUCUGAAUUCGAUCAAUUAAAAUCAGUGAAGUUGGAACUUGAGGAGAAGUUAAGGCUGCAGCAGCAUUACGACAGUCCGGUACCACAAGCGGGCGCCGCUGGUGAUGCUAGAGCGGAAGAAGGCUCAGCAUCGCCAGAGUUCUCUCAGACUCGUGUCAAACAAAUCGAGCAGCGAGUGCGUGAUGAGAUGGCCAAAUUGUUUGCCGCCGAGUUGAAGCGUUCAUCGACGCGUCUGCAGCAGGCGGAGGAGCGUAGUUUGUGUUUGCAUCGUGAGUAUCAGCUGGUUUGUCGCGAUCUGAUGCAGCGCCAAACCGAGGUGGAUUUGCUCAAAGAAACAAUACUUGCGGAGCGCGAUCAAAUGAAGGAGCUGCUGUGUGACAAGGAUGAGAAGCAGAAGCAAAUGCUGCAAAAGUGUCACGACGAGUUGCAGGCAAAAAAUCAGCGCAUUGCUGACUUGGUACGUGAGAUGGACGAGCAACAUGCGAGCAUCGAAUCGGAGCGGUGCUCCAUGCGAGCCCUAAUGACAGAAUGGAAUAAACAAAAGGAUACAAUGGGACAGUUGGAGGAACACUGGCAGCAGAAGAUGCAGACACUGCACGAAAGCAACGAGGAGGCGCUGCGCAUUGCCGAGAAGCGUUAUCAGAGCGCAAAGCGAACUGCCCAAAAUUAUAAGCUCUAUGCUGACGAUAAGGAUGCUUACAUGAAACGCGAGCUCGAUCGCAUCAAGCAGGAGUAUCACGAUUCGUUAGCCACGAUUAAGGCGAAAAUGCAUCAGCAUUUACAAAGCAAGCAACUGCAACAGCAGCAGCAACAGGAACAUCAGCUACCGAAGGCCAAAACUAGUACGAAGAAUAAGGAGAAUGAACCCAGCAAUCGGUAG